Molecule: messenger RNA, 279 nt
Organism: Rotaria socialis
Lineage: Eukaryota; Metazoa; Rotifera; Eurotatoria; Philodinida; Philodinidae
Source: the annotation of a GenBank genome assembly
AUGGAAGGCAACCAAACAGCAGAAAAUUUUACUGGUACUCCGACUGGACAAUUCAUACCUAACAAUAAUCAACCAGAAUCUCCACCACCACCAUAUGAUCAAGUAACUCAACAAAGAUCAAAUAAUCAAAGCAAUCGUAGAAAUGAAAAUGAGAUCAUUGGUGGAACUGUUGCUGUUUAUGGUACUGGUGUUGGUGGUACGCCUACAAUAAUAAUCAAUCGAAUUCAGUCAAUGAUUGUUGUUGCUUAUACAAUGAUUCUGGCUUUGGAUGUCACUUAA